GCCUGCCUGCCUGCGCUUGAAUGAAAGCAUGACAGGGCAUGCAUCAGUAAGUGACUCGCCGCCCUGUCGAGGUUGGCUGUGUGCUGUCUGGCACCCUGGCAUCUGUCGCUCUUUUGCUUCUCACCCAAUUGCCCAAUUCGUGACAGAUGGACACAGCCAACACCACACCAUAUGGCAAUCGCAAACCCCAAUCGGUAUCGCCAAUCGCCUGUCUCGGACGAGCUCGCUGCUCCUGGCUCGUUCCAGCCCCAGACGGACACGCCCCCAUCCAUCCCUUCGCUCGACGCCCGCCCGUCCAUCCGUCCACCGCCUGCUCCCACGUUUGGAGCCGAUGACGUCUGUCGGCCAAGCCACUGGAGAGGCAGGCGGCGUGGGAGCUGGGUGAUGAGGCGACGACGCCAACGCAUCGUAGCGCCCGGCACCACCCGUCCAAUUGUCGCUGGCUCGCUCGCCCGUCGACUGGCUGAUGGAGUACGUAGACGGUUCGGCACUGGGGCGGACAAUUGACGGGCGGCCCCAAGAAGAAAGACGGUCAAUCAAGGGCAGAGAGAGACGUCGACUUUUCAAGCCACACUCGCUGCGACGAAAGACGACCGCAAAGAUGGAUCGUGGCACGCAGGGGCACCCUUGGCUGGAGAAGACCCCCUUUCCCCCCGGUUACCCCCGGCGGCGGGCCACCCCUCGCUCGCUUCUGUGCCACUCAAAACGCCAGCAGGGAAGACACUGAUCCAUUCGUGACAGAAAGCAGCGAGAGCCCUUCACCCGUCAUCGGUCUGAUUUGCUUCCGACUGGGCUUGCUGGGUCCGCCCACGCAGCGGCCAACCGCGAUCCUGUCAUCCAACCAUUCCCGCGACUGUCCACAGCCGCCCGAGCCCACCCACACUCUUCACUACAACCAUCCAUCCAUCCAUCCAUCCAUCCCAGUGCUAUGCUGUUGGUGGACCCGCCGCCGCCUGUGGUUACCGCACCGCACAGCACCGCGCUGAUGAUGGAUGCGCCGGCCGGGCCCCGGCACGGAAAACACCAACGGAUCCCUCCAUCUCAUCCACACACACACAACCCGCAAAAGCAUCUCUCGUCUCCCUCGUGUUUGCCCUUCUCUCUCUCUCCCCUCUGUCGACGCAAACAACCCCUCCAACUGCCCUGUGCUGCCCGCGUGCUGUGCCAGGCACAAAGAUCCGAUCCAGACAGGGGCCGUUUUGUGAUCUGUCGAGACGUCUGACACGCUGCGCUUACUCCUGCCGCGCCCAGCCAGGUACAAAAAAGUCUCGCGCUCCCGGCUCUUGCGCUGGAGUCGUUGGCCACGAACUCGCCGCGUCUGUCUCCCGCUUGCCGCGUCGCCUCUCUCGCUCCUAAAAGCCAAGACGGUAUCUCUCGCCGCCUGCCCCAGGUCUUGACCUUUCGACCCAGUCAUCCGCACGAGCGCCAACGUCGUCGCCCUUUGUGCACGGGCUCCCUCGGUCACGCUAUCGAAUAUCGAGCAAUGGCUUUCACUUCUGGCCGCCGCUGUUAACCUCAGCCUACGGUUCGCAUGGUCCGCCUCUCAGCCCUGCCGAGCUUCCCCGACUACCGUCGCCUCAUGUCGUCUUUCUCACCUCCGCUAUGGACGUCUCCUCGGCGACUUCGGACGGUCACGUCCCGAAUCGCGGACCCGCCGUCUUCGCCGUCACCACCGCGACCCUUGUUCUCGCCUCCAUCUUUGUCGGCGCGCGCAUCGUCUGCCGCUACUUCAUUGUCCGGAAUGUCUCUUGGGAUGACCGAGUCAUGAUCCUGGCCUGGCUCAUAGCCUUCUUCCUCUCCUUCACAAUCGACUACGGUGUCACCAAUGGCCUGGGGAAAUAUGACCGAGAUAUACUAGAAGACGACUGGUCGACGCUGCGCCACUGCGAAUAUGUCUUUUCGAUACUCUAUAACCCCGCCCUCAUGGCCACCAAGACUAGUAUUUUAAUAUUUUACCUCCGCCUCGCCAAAAACACGCAGGUUGUCCUUCGCUACGCUUCGUGGGCCACGCUGGCCGUUGUCAACGUCGCUGGCACGGUCCUCACCUUUAUGAACAUUUUCCAGUGCAGUCCAAUCAGAGCCGCCUGGGAUAUCCACGUGGAAACGCCGACGCGAUGCAUCCCCCUCCUCACCGAAUUCAUUUGCGCCGCGCCGGUCAACAUCGUGACCGACCUGGCGAUUCUCGCCCUGCCCAUCCCCGUCCUCACGGGGAUGCGGCUGCCUUCGCGACAGAAAACGAUUCUUGUCCUCACCUUCACCCUCGGUAUCUUCGUCACGAUAGUCGACGUUGUCCGAAUUUACUACCUCCAGCGCGCCAUUUCCGAAGUACCGACAGGCGCGACGACCAGCCCCAAUUCGCGCUUUGGCGGACAGACCGACUUUGCCUGGAACGCAUCGCUUUCGCUCAUGUGGAGCGCCGUUGAGGUCAAUAUUGGCAUGAGCUGCGCUUGUGUCCCCACCCUCAAACCCCUCAUCCUCAAGCUCCUACCGGCCAUGUUGUACGACCCGGACGGCACGAGAACCUCGGCAGGCUCCACGAGCAAGGGGCCAAGCGACAACGAGACACCCCCAUCGCAGAACCAUAGUGCGGAGAUGACGAGCGGGGCCGCCCCUGCGGUUGUCGAGCCUCAGCCGUCAUAUCGCGCAAGCCCGGGCCACGACGCUCCCAUGAGCGCCAUGGAGUUCCUGACGACACCGGACAUGACGUCCCUGCCGGAAAACACACAUCUCGCUGACAUGUCGCGGGCGCGCACCGCCCGGACUGCCUCUACCUCGGGUACGGUCGAGAACGGCAUUUACUUUGGCUUUGUCAACAUGACCAAACCCAAGAGCAUGCUCAAAGCCAACGCCUUCGAGUCGUUCAAGUACUGCACUAUCGUCUCCAUCCUCUUUCUCCUCUGGGGCGUGUCCUACGGCCUGCUUAAUACGCUCAACAAUGCGGUAGCCUCGGUGGAUCAAUUCUCUCCCGCGCAAACACUGGGCCUGACGAGCGCGUACUUUGGAGGGGGCUACUUUUUCGGGCCGCUCUUGGUGGGCGAGUGGAUUCUGCGACGGGACGAGCACAACCGCUCCAAGCGCCACGAGAAGAAUGAGGCCGAGAAUGUAGGCGGAUUCAAGGUGACCUUUAUUGUCGGACUAUGCAUCUACGGCAUCGGCACGGUCAUUUUCUGGCCCUCGGCUGUGACCAACUCGUUCGGCGGCUUCAUGCUCAGCAACUUUGUCGUCGGCUUUGGUCUCUCCGUACUGGAAGUGGGCGCAAACUCGUUUAUGAUAUUGUGUGGCCCGCCGCAGUACGGCGAGAUGCGCCUCCUCCUGGCGCAAGGAGUCCAGGCCGUGGGAAGCGUCAUUAGUGGCCUGUUGGCGCAAAAGGUCUUCUUCAAGACCCUGACUCAGAACGAGAGCGACCGCAAUGCUUCCAACAGCACGACUCUCAUCAACGUGCAGUGGACAUACCUAGGAAUAACCUUGCUCUGCGUCAUCCUGGGGCUGUUUUUCUUCUACAUGCCCCUCCCCGAAGUGAGCGACGAGGAGCUGGAGGCACUAUCGAAGCGUCUCCCAGUCGAUCCGAAGAAGAAGAGCAUCGCGGGCCUCCAACUGCGGACCGUGAGUCUGGUCCUGGCAGUGUUCGCGCAGUACCUAUAUGUUGGUGCGCAGGAGAGCAACAGCAUCUACUUCCGGAGCCUCAUGGUCUCGAUACUCCCAGACGCUGAUAAUCUUGACAAGCGAGCGACGGGCGGCACGGACGGAUCCGGCGGGACGGGCAACGCAGAUCAGCCGCCCGAUCUGGCGAUUUCCAUAUCCGACUACCUGCUCAUCGGGCACACAGCGUUUGCACUGUCCCGGUUUCUGGUCGGGGGACUGACGUACCUUUCGGUCAAGAAGCCUCGCCUUCCCCAACCCCGAACCUACCUCAGUAUCAGCGUUGUCGGGUGCUUUUUGUUCGCCCUCCUCCCUGUGGUUCUCCGACCGUCGAACCCCGACCUGCUGGUCAUCCCAAUCAUACUCUUUUUCUUUUGUGAAGGUCCUGUCUGGCCUUUGCUUUUCGCCAUUGGCCUGCGCGGUCAGGGGCUUAGGACCAAGCGCGCCGCCGCGUUCAUCACUAUGGGUGGAUCGGGCCCGGCCUUCUUCCCGUUCAUCAUGUACGGCAUCAUCACAACCGGAGGAACAGUGCAGACGGCUUUCAUCGUCAUUGUUGCACUGCAGGUGGCCAUGUUUGUCUACCCCCUGUUCCUGGAGUUCUCCGGGGACGCGAAACAGCUCGUCGAUCCUUGUCCCGAUGCGCGUAACGCGCUGCGCGAUGACGAAGAAACGACAACCGACGCCGUCGUGGCGAGCAGACACGGACGCGGUCCGUCCCAAGAGAAGACGGGGUCCUUGUUCCAGAAAGUCGCGAGAGGCCUCGGCUCCAAGCUCAACGGCCCGCGCAAAUCAUCGCAUCACACGAGUUUCGAGCACAAUGAGGGGAGCGUGAAGUCGACGCCACGAACGCCAUGAAUAUACCUAAUAUAUUAUACACUCUAUUUAUUUAAGCGGAGUUGGGUUGGAUCCGGGGUUCUGAAAGAGGAAACUCGUCAAGUACGGGCAUUUGGGAUAUGGAUUGGGAUUGGGGAGCAGCCGGCGCGCUCGGAUACAAGAUACCCCCAGAUGUCGAGCGUCAGACAUGCGCGCAGCAUCGUGUACAUAUUACGGCGGUAUAUAAAAGCGAAAGACAUAUAGGGCAUCAGGGAUGCCAGCUGGAUGAACUGAAUAGUAGAGACUUGGUCA
Molecule: messenger RNA, 4764 nt
Organism: Purpureocillium takamizusanense
Lineage: Eukaryota; Fungi; Ascomycota; Sordariomycetes; Hypocreales; Ophiocordycipitaceae
Exons: 2
Coding region: 1603-4494 (963 amino acids)
Source: RefSeq, a predicted model, not a curated record